GUUUGGUUUGGUUGUACGGGGAUGCUGGAGCGAAGAACGGGAAGGAGAAACAUCAGAUGAGACUCAGCCAAUCCGAACGCUCGCUUUCAGGAGGCAUCGACCUAUCUAGCCAAUCAGAGCGCAGUAUUUCAGGCGUUCGCAUCACCGGCAGCUGUUUGCGCUUCACGAGUGUUUGUGCUCCUCAGAUCCAGACUCGGUGUCGUUCAGUCCGCGGGUCAGCGUGCGCUCAGUCCGCAGCAUCAGUCCGUGCUCAUCAUGCCUGACAGGGACAUCAAAUCUCCAAUCUGGCACCCGGAGCCGGAGACAGUGGAGGACGUGUUUGAUCACACGUAUAAAGAGAAAGCAGGGCCCAAGCCUCCCUCCGUCAUAGUGUGGAGAAACGUCUUUCUCAUGAGUUUCCUGCACGUCGGAGCUCUGUAUGGACUCUUCCUGUUUCCAUCCGCCGGUGUUCUCACGUGGAUCUGGUUUUUUGCGUGUUUGUUGUUCAGUGCUCUGGGCAUCACCGCCGGCGCUCACAGACUCUGGAGUCACAGAUCAUAUAAAGCAUCAUUACCUCUCCGGAUCUUUCUCGCCUUCGCAAACUCUAUGGCCUUCCAGAAUGACAUCUACGAAUGGUCUCGAGAUCACCGCGUUCACCACAAAUACUCCGAGACGGACGCCGACCCUCACAACGCUGUGCGAGGCUUUUUCUUCUCUCACAUCGGCUGGCUGCUGGUCCGCAAGCAUCCGGACGUCAUUGAGAAGGGACGCAAGCUGGAGCUCAGCGACCUGAAGGCCGAUAAAGUCGUCAUGUUCCAGAGGAGGUUCUACAAGUCGUCUGUGCUGCUGAUGUGCUUCUCCGUGCCGACGCUCGUGCCGUGGUUGGUGUGGGGCGAGUCUCUGUGGGUGGCGUAUUUCGUCCCUGCUCUCCUCAGAUACGCAGUUGUGCUCAACGCCACCUGGCUGGUUAACAGCGCCGCGCACAUGUGGGGAAACCGGCCCUACGACGGCAGCAUCAACCCCCGGGAGAACAGAUUCGUGGCCUUCAGCGCUAUAGGCGAAGGCUUUCAUAACUACCACCACACGUUUCCCUUCGACUACGCCACCAGCGAGUUCGGCUGCAAACUCAACCUGACCACCUGCUUCAUUGACUUCAUGUGUUUCCUGGGUCUGGCCCGAGAGCCCAAGCUGGUGUCCAGAGAGGCCGUGCUCGCUCGAGCUCAGCGCACCGGAGACGGCAGCCACCGGAGCGGCUAACGAGUGCCGUCCGUCCUAACGAACUGCACACAUGAAAACAGAAGGACGUCUGCUCUUCCGGUGCUGCUUCAUGUCAGAUGACAAAUGUUGUGUUUCCCAGUCUAGCCUGUGAAGCUUUAAUACGGGGAUCUGACCUGUUUGUGUAGCGCUUAUUCCGAUCUUCUUCCUCUUCUCGACAGCAGCUGUAGAUAUUUUUGAGUCCAGUCUUGUAGCUGAUUUGCCAGUUUACUCAAAACCUGUUGCCCUCCCGGUCCUUUUAUGUGCGCGUCUUACCAAAUCUAGCUGUGCAGUUUGGUAGAAAUGAACUAAGAUGCACAUCUAUCUAUUUAAUAUUCAACAGAUGCACCUUACUGCAUCUGGACUAAAUAGAGAUCAGAUGCAGACGUAGUUCAUAAUUUAAUAUUGCCAAUCUAUUUCGUUGCCGUACUUGCACAAAUGGUUCAAUUGCCUGAAUUCUUAGGAAUCUGUAUUGAAGAUUCGUGAUUAUAUUUUUUGACCACAGCACAAAUACGACAGACAAAGUCUUUUUGUUACCACCGAUUGAGAUCAAUUUAAUGUCUAAUCUGUAAACGCACUUAUUUGAGUAACAUUGACUUACAAUUAACAGUAAUUUCGAGGACACCGACGACGACGACGACAGAGAAGGAAUCUGUCGCUGGAUUGAAUGGUUGAGGUUGCGUGAGAAUGACGGCGUGUAUUGAUUCCUCAUUAUUAGGUACUGUAGAAUGUAUAGUUUGGUUUUGUAUUGUAAUUAAUCGUGCAACACCAUACUUCUCUUUUGAGUCCCGCUUUAACGUUUUCAUCUUCUAAAUACGUCUGUAGCGUGAGCAUGCUGUGUUAAUACAGACCUCUUUUCUAUGGCAAAAUAAUACAGACGGACGAAUCUGUGCAUUCACAGUAAUUAUAAUAACUCAUGUGUGUUAUGAUGCCAAAAGCCAUUGUGUUGCAUGCAAUCCGAAUUGGUGCAAACGGAGGUUUUUGCUCUAGUUCACCUGUAUGUUUAAUCAAACAUAAUGUAUUUUCAGAGAGUUCUCAGUGCUAUUUUUCCAUUUUUGGAUUUCAUUUCACAAGUUGCUUGUAAUUAAAUUGUUUGGUAACUUUAAAAAGCAUUCGGAUUGCAGUUCUUUGAAGACUUUAUACUGUAUUUUGACUCCCGUGCCUCUCACCCAGGACAGAUCGCCUUAUUUUUACUCUUGACGCUUGUGACUCAAGAUGCCAAAAAUGCGGUUGUGAUAUUUCUCAUGCUGCUUUGAAGAGAAGCCUUUGACUCUUAAAACUAAAGUGAUGCUCCUGUUUGCGGUAGUCAGUAGACACUUGUUUAAUAAUCAUUUACUGGAAAUAAAGUCUCAAGCACAGAGCUUCUGCACUUUCUGA
Sinocyclocheilus grahami is the source of this 2610-nucleotide messenger RNA. RefSeq names its product acyl-CoA desaturase. Gene Ontology annotation, cellular component: endoplasmic reticulum membrane. NCBI's taxonomy places the organism in Eukaryota, Metazoa, Chordata, Actinopteri, Cypriniformes, Cyprinidae. Gene Ontology annotation, biological process: response to fatty acid; monounsaturated fatty acid biosynthetic process; unsaturated fatty acid biosynthetic process. The record is from RefSeq and is a predicted model, not a curated record. The transcript has 6 exons. Bases 256 to 1236 code for a protein of 326 amino acids. Gene Ontology annotation, molecular function: iron ion binding; stearoyl-CoA 9-desaturase activity; palmitoyl-CoA 9-desaturase activity.